AAUAUAUUCGAUAUAAAAUUAACAGUAAUCCACUUAAAUCUGAUUGUUACCGUCUGUACGACGAUAAUCAGAUGAUUAUCGUAAAAUUAAUAUAUAUAUAUUACAUUAUAUAAAUCAGUUCAUCCUCAUCUUAGAUUUUAUCAUGUUAUCUAAACAAGGAAUUAAAUUUCCUAGAUUCUUCGUUCAAUUACGUAAAAAUUCUAGUAUUCCAGUUCCAACCUCAACUAUAAUAAAAACCGGGCAAAUUGUAUCUCGAUUAGGAUUUGGUGGAUAUCGAAUAAAUAGGAAUGAUGAUAGUCAUAAAGUAGCACUUGAAAAAGCAAUAAAAAGUGGUAUCAAUGUAAUUGAUACAAGUACUCAUUUUGAAUUUGGUGAAUCCGAAGAAGUUAUUGGUAAAGUUUUAAACAAUGCUAUUAAAGAUGGAACCGUUACUCGCGAGGGAAUGGUAAUAAUCUCUAAAGCAGGAUAUGUAAAUAUUGCAGAUACGACACACUUGGAUGAUUCAUUUGCAAAAAUCAAUGAUAAAUCUGCGCAUUCUAUUUCUCCCGAAUUUUUAAAUAAACAAAUCUCCGACUCAUUGUCACGUUUAAAUCUUGAAAAACUUGAUAUUUUUAUGCUUAAUAAUCCCGAAAGAAUUUUACAAGCUAAAAAUAAGCACUUAUCAAUUAGCAAUUUGUAUGAUGACAUCGAAAGAGCACUUGAUUACUUGGACAAAGAAGUAAUGAAAGGAAGAAUUGGUGGAUAUGGAAUUUGUUCCAAUUCAAUGGCAAUUUCAAUAGCAGCUGAUCACAUUUCACUGCCAAAAAUUUUUGAAAAACUUUCAAAUUCUAGUAAAAAAAAUUUUAUGUCGAUUCAAACACCUUUUAAUUUAUUUGAAAGAGAUUUAAUUCAAAGAGGUGUUGGUCAAACUUGUUCUCUUGCUGAAUAUGCGAAGUCUAAUGAUAUAUUCGUAUUCACCAAUCGGCCGCUUCAUGCUAUGGCCGGAGGAAGCAUCCGCAAACUUGUUAACAACCGAGAUUUAAGAGAUUUACCCGAACAUCAAAUUGUUAAUAAUCUUUCAAACGGACUUCAAAGAUUAGAUCAGUUAGAGAGUGAAUUUAGUAAUGAAUUAUUUCCGUUAGGACAUCCAUUGUCAACGAAAUUUAUAUGGUCUCAAAUAUUUUCACAAAAUUUAUCGAGAUUAUCACAGAAUCAUUUUGCUACAAAAUAUUAUUUGGAAAAACAAGCUAAACCUGCUAUAAUAAGAGAUUUAGAUUGCUUAUGUGAUUAUGUGAAAAAUAUGGCUUUAGAUGAAGAAAAAAGUAGAUUACAAAGUUGGAUGAUGAAUUAUCAAAUGGAAACGCAAUCUCUUAUGGAUUCAAUGGUUUCAUAUGCACUUAUAAAUGUAUUACACAGUAAUGAUGAACUUGAUUCUAUAAUAUCAUAUCUCGCUCCUUCAUUAUAUUUAGAAACUGUUCAACAUCAUUCUCCAUUAUCUGUAAAAGCACUUCGAAUUAAUUUGGCAAAUCAAAUAAUUGGAUGUGUUUUAGUUGGCAUGAGAAAACCCGAAUACGUUCAAGAUUCUUUAUCAGCUUUAGAAUUAAGUGAUGACGAUUAUUUAACCAUUGAAGCUUUAAAUGAUAUAUAUGCGAGUCAAAAUUUUCAAUAAAGCCCAAUUUUUAAAUAAACUAUAGAUUCUAUAGAUUAGUGAUAAGAUUAGUUAACAAAUCAGCGGACUUUUUUUACUCAUCUUUCGUGAAAUGGGCUUAGACUUGGACGCUUGCAUUUCUCAGCUUCUUCAAAAGCAACUGUUAGCAGAGUCUCUUAUCAAAGAAAUUUGUGAAAAGACUAAAGAGCUGUUAAUGAAUGAAAGCAAUUGUGUUUCAAUUUCAGCGCCUGUCACCGUAGAAAGUGUCUUUUUUAUAUAUUAUGUAUUUGUUAAAAGGGAAUAAAUAUUUGUAAUUUAAGAUUAUUAUUUUCUUCU
Molecule: messenger RNA, 1963 nt
Organism: Rhizophagus irregularis DAOM 181602=DAOM 197198
Lineage: Eukaryota; Fungi; Glomeromycota; Glomeromycetes; Glomerales; Glomeraceae
Source: RefSeq, a predicted model, not a curated record